UUCAUUCACAAAAACGGCAACACACUCUUCAGAAUUUUGAACAGAAAGAUUCUGCUUAACCUGGCUUUUAAGGAAAAGCUAGAAAUGACUCCAGGGAUGACAAUGAAGCUGCACAAAGAUGAUGAUGAUGAGUCUGGAGAUUUGAAGUAAAAUUGUGCUGGACCAUACGAAUAUUGAGUGUAUUUCUAGAUUGUGAUGCUGAAUGACUCUAAAGACAAGAAUUAGCAGAAUUUGUAUUAAGAACUGCUGACUACAUUCAGAGAAUUAUUUUGCAUGUUUUUUAAAAUCAUAUUGUGUGAAUAAAGAAUGUGCAAAUUGCAGAACCAUGAUUUUUCUUUCCAGUGGGGCAGCUGAAUACAAAAUGCUAAGAACAGGGCUUGUAAGGUAUCUCUUUGGGUUGUUGCUAAUCUAAAGAUGCUUUUGAGAUUCUAGCUAUCUUGCAUUGCUUUCUUUGGAAUAUUUUUUUUAGUCUUUACUGCAGCCAGGAAUUCACCGUUAAUGAUGCAGGCUAUAACAGUGAGUGUUCAAAGCUGAGAAUGAUUUAGAGGCUUGCUUGCUUGUGGCAGAAGCGAUUUUAGAUAUGGAUAGCAUCUUUUCAGAUUAAACUGCUGUAGUAUUUUUAUACCUGUGUAUGUUUCCUUUAGCAUUACAUACAGAUGACCAUGCAGACUUAAGCUAUGUUCAUUAAGAAAAAUAAGCCACGUGUGAAGCAGUCAACAAAAUUUAUCCAAUUGGCGUCUGUUUUUAAAAUUGUUUGACUUGCUUAAUUUCCAUGUCAUUUCUCUACAAGAAGAAAGCCAAUUUAUGCAACAGUAUCCAGUUACAGAACUUCCAAGGCUAUGAGAGAACGCAGUCAGCACAGUCGCAGUGGACACGUACUGUAUGUAGGACUAUUUAGACACCCAGGAAUGCUUCACAGGGCUAAAUACAGUCGCUUUAGGGAUGAUUUUAUAACAUCAUUAGAGGAAGGUACACAAAGUAGUUCUUUAAAUAUCAAAGGCUCCUCUUCAUCUUCUCAUUCCUCCACACCUCAUUUACCAAUUGAGGAUGUCGCCUUGGGGACACAGGACAGUUCCACCACUUUGUGCACUUUGAUACCCCGAAUGGCUAAUAUUAAAUUAUCCAAUCCAUCCAGUCUGCCUGGUUUUAAAAACUUCUGUCUGGGGACAAAAGAGGUGCCAAGAAUUAAACUCACAGAGUGUGUUACAGUUCCAAGCAGCCCAACCUCACCAGAAAUCAGUUUAAUGAGCUGCCUGGCUACUUCUUAUCCACGGCAGGACCCGGACAAACUUGAUGUAAAUACAAAAUCUCAAGAUGACUGCAACUUGCUGGGCUUUGAGUCUGCCCCUCUAAGCAAACAGGACAAACCUCCGGUGCAGAGCAGAGAGGACAUUGUGAAGACUGGCAUGACCUACUGUGUACGAUACAUGGGCUGUAUUGAAGUGUUGCAGUCAAUGAGGUCUCUGGACUUUGGCACCAGGACACAAGUCACCAGGGAAGCAAUAAGCCGACUGUGCGAAGCUGUAUCAGGAACAAAUGGAGCUAUAAAAAAGCGGAAGCCUCCAGUUAAAUUUCUGUCUUCUGUGCUUGGCAAAAGUAACCUUCAGUUUUCUGGCAUGAAUAUAAAACUGAUCAUCUCCAUGAGCAGCCUUACUUUGAUGAAUGUUGAUACCCAGCAGAUUAUUGCCAACCACCACAUGCAGUCCAUCUCAUUUGCCUCUGGAGGUGAUCCAGAUACAACAGACUAUGUUGCAUAUGUAGCUAAAGAUCCUGUUAAUCAGCGAGCAUGCCAUAUAUUGGAAUGUCCCAACGGAAUGGCUCAGGAUGUAAUAAAUACCAUCGGGCAGGCUUUUGAGCUCCGAUUCAAGCAAUACUUGAAGAAUCCUUCUACUCUGAUUACUUCCAAUGAAAGUGAAGUGAUGAAUCUUGAUGGAUCAUCUUGGAAUACGCAGGAAAAGGAGGAUUAUGAAUAUUACAAUGAAAUUCCAGGGAAAGAACCUCCUACAGGUGGACUAUUAGAUAUGCGAAUGAAAGUGCAAACAGACCAAAGGGAAAACUGUCCCAUACAAUGUGAAAAGCAAUACUGUUUGGCUGGCAGCCCAAAAUGCAUCAACAUAUAUGAAAACUGUCCAGAAGAAAACAAAUCAGUGGGUAACUAUGGUGAAAGAUCACUGAAGGCAAAAAAAGAUGUAUCCUUACUGAAACCUGCUUGCAAAAUGGAUCUUUUUGAUGACCCUUGUUACAUCAACACUCAGACUCUGCAAACUACAGCCUACACAGCUAGAGGCCUUGCAUCAGCCCAGGUCUAUGGGAGCCCGCUGUGUCAUGAAAAAUUGCCGGAAGCUGUUCAGCAGCGUGCCACAACCAACAUGGAUAGUGUAUGUGUUCUGCCACAAAUAAAGCAACAGUUAAGGAAUGAAGAUUGUUACCAUGGCAAAUUAAACAGGAAAGCAGCAGAGACCCUCUUGGUCAACGACGGGGAUUUUUUGGUGCGAGAGAGUGCAACAUCACCUGGUCAAUAUGUAUUGAGUGGAUUGCAAGGAGGGCAAGCAAAGCAUUUACUCUUGGUGGAUCCUGAAGGCAAGGUCAGAACCAAAGACCAUGUGUUUGAUAGUGUGGGUCAUCUUAUUCGCUACCACAUGGAAAAUAAUCUGCCAAUCAUCUCUUCUGGAAGUGAAGUGAGCUUGAAACAGCCAGUGAGAAAACAGAAUAACACAGGACACAUGCAAUACAACAAAUAACACUGUUGGAUCUCAAAAUUCCCAAGGCAAUUAAUUUGUGAAAACUGCAUUGACUAUUCUUAAACUUCAUUACUACAAAGCCAACUCAAAAAGUAUAAACUGCACUUUUCAGCUGCUGUUACGGAAGACUUCUUUUCAUGUGUAUGUAUGAAUAUAUGUAUAUCUAUGUAGAUCUAUAGAGAUCAAUAUGCAUAGCUAUAUAGAUAUAUAUAGUGUUAAUCUUAGCAAAAUGAAACCCCUGGAGAGUGAGAGAUCCAUUUGGGAAAAAAAGACAUGCACAGAUAUCACUUUCAAGGUCAUACUGAAUCAGUAACUAUUUAAAAGCACAAUUAAACUUAUACAUGGAAAAGCUCACUUGAACAAACUGCUGGGACAUUAGUAUGUGCCUUUUAGUCAUGGAAUUAUUGGAAACAAAUAUUAUUUAUAUUGGAUUAGUUUCAAGUGGAUACAUGAACAUGUGUAGGUUUAGAACUACUUGCCAAAACAAAGUAUUUGAAUAUUACUAACAUGUCACUUGCUUACAGUAGACACUAACUUUAUUUCAUUUUGCUUAUAACAGCACUUUAAUAGCAAAUAAUGUUUAAAAUGAAUGGCAUACACAAUAGAAAGGUUGCCUGUUUUCUUAGUAACAAUCAGUUUUUUAAUCACUGUCUGACUGUUCAAAGAUUUGAGAUUAUGCAACAUUUACUAAACGGAAAUAAAGAUAUGUAAAUGAAGUGUAAUUUUGAAAUAGAAUGUAUCAAAGAGCAAGCAUGCUAGAUUCUAAUAUUUUUGUGUCUUGCAUAUAAUUUUACUAUUAUUGCCAACAAUUACUGGAAAUGUAUCUUUUUAAAACUAGGUUAAAUAUAUUUUUCAUUGAUUCCAUUGAUAUUGACAAAUUAGAGAAACUGAAUGAGACAAAUGAUACAUUUUGAGGGGGGAAAUAUUUAAAAAAAAAUGAAUUUUGCAUGUUCUAGAGAUUAUUGUACAAACUUUUUCUCCAAAUGAUGUGAUAUCUGCCCCUUGCUUGCUUAGUUUCCAUUUGAUCAUAAACAUUGGAAAUGACUUUUUAAGAAAAUAUAUUCUGUUUUGUCACAAUAAAUGCUGUAAAUCUGAACGAACCUGUAAUCAGCAUAUCUGAGAGAGUCAGUAGUUUAUUGGUAGUUAAGGAGCAGUGUUUCAAUGAGUAAUAGGAGA
This is a messenger RNA of Terrapene triunguis (Three-toed box turtle), 3917 nucleotides long. It is a transcript of the gene SHC4, whose product is annotated as SHC adaptor protein 4. NCBI's taxonomy places the organism in Eukaryota, Metazoa, Chordata, Testudines, Emydidae. The record is from RefSeq and is a predicted model, not a curated record. Gene Ontology annotation, cellular component: plasma membrane. The coding region runs from base 840 to 2741 and encodes 633 amino acids. Gene Ontology annotation, biological process: cell surface receptor protein tyrosine kinase signaling pathway; intracellular signal transduction. Gene Ontology annotation, molecular function: receptor tyrosine kinase binding. The transcript has 12 exons.